UUCUGAUCUAGUAUUUGGUCACAAUUAAAUCAUAGUAUUUCCUGUAAAUCCGGAAAAAAGCUUGCUGUGCACUAGUGUUUGCAAAAUCAGGAUCAAGGUGCAUGUUGCUGUUAGCAUAUUAAGCAGCAGUAAUUCAACAGCAAAAUGUCUUCGUUAUUACGGGACUGAGUCACACCCUGGACUUUCUCAUUUCUUUUCCACCCUUCCAACCACUUAUAUUUAAUUUAUGAAGGCAGCCUGGGGAAGAUCAUUCUCGUUAGUAUCUUUUGUGUAUUGUUCUGAUGGAUUAUAAAUUAUUAUUGCAGAAGAUUUGACCAGGUACUAAGCAGUCUAAUGGGAAUGACUAAAAUGAGACAGCAGGUUACCUCUUCCCCCUGCAGAUUUCAAAGGCCCUGUAUUGGUUUAUACCAGCUCAAAAUUUGGCUCUAUUAUUUUAUCUUCUGCUGAAUUAUAAUCCCACCUGCAUGCUCUAAAUCAAGGGGUUUUCAGCUUCCUGUAACUGAUUUUUUUUCUUUUUUUUUUUUUUUAAUUUUUCCUGAGAAAACUGACUUUAUUGUCUAGGUCUGUUUGCUGUUGAUUUAUUCUGGGGACACCUGAGCAUCUCUACAGUGCCUGCAGGAUCUCUGUAGAGUCCCUCUGUUGGACCUGCAAUACCACCGCAACACAUGUGGGCCACGAUACCUUGUUCUUUUGGGACCUGAACAUCAUCUGCUAUUUGCUUGUACCUUAUCUUUAGGAAAUGUCCUGCCAGAUGGGAACCACUAUUCUAUGCCACAAGGUUCAAUAUGUUUUAUUUCAGGCACUUCCUUUUUAACAUGUCAGGAAUAAUUGUCAAUUAUCUCUUCAUUUGCUUAGCAUGGCGCACGUAUUAAAGACGCUCAACAGCUGGUUCUGGUGGGAGAAUAUAUGGAUGCCUAUCAAUUGCACAUGGGAACAUUUUGUAGACCGUGAUGGACUUGUCUUUCCAAAACCACAUCAAUUAUAUGCCACAAUACCAUGUGCUUUUGUAUUGCUGAUUAUCCGAUUCUUCAGUGAAAGAUAUGUUGCUAUACCUCUAGCAAAAGCCUUAGGUAUAAAGAAUGUAAGACGUGUGAAGCCACAGCCUAAUCCUGUUUUAGAGAGUUAUUUCCGGGAGUGCUCAAAACAUCCAUCCCAAUCAGAGAUUCAAGGCCUUGCCAAAAAGUGCAACUGUACAGUCCGUUUGGUGGAAAAGUGGUUUAGGAGACGGCGAAACCUUGAGAUCCCAACAGUGCUUCGGAAAUUCCAGGAAGCUUUCUGGCGAUUUUCAUUCUAUCUUACAUCCUCCAUUGCUGGAUUUAUAUUUCUGUAUGAUAAACCUUGGUUUUACGACAUAUGGCAGACGUGGGUUGGCUAUCCGUUUCAGACUCUGCUGCCAUCCCAAUAUUGGUACUACAUGGCUGAGAUUGGUUUUUAUUGGUCUCUCUUAUUUACACUUGGGAUUGACAACAAAAGGAAGGAUUUUCUGGCUCAUGUCAUUCAUCACUUGGCAGCCAUUGGGUUGAUGAGUGGCUCUUGGUGUGGCAAUUACGUGCGUCUUGGAACGCUGGUGAUGUUUGUGCACGAUACCGCAGAUUUCUGGCUCGAGGCAGCCAAAAUGUUUAAUUACGCUCACUGGGAGAAAACAUGCAAUAUGCUCUUUAUCAUCUUUUCUAUUGCAUUCUUCAUCACGAGAAUCAUCCUGUUCCCCUUCUGGAUUCUUCGUGCCACGUUGUAUCAACCUACAUACUACUCCACAACUCCUGUUAUAGCAUAUUUUUUAUUCAAUGGACAGCUAUUGAUCCUUCAAGGCUUGCAUUUAUAUUGGGGUUACUUAAUUUUCAAGAUUUUGAGAAGGUUCCUUUGCUUAAAGGACUUGAAAGAUGACCGGAGCGAUGAAGAGGAGGAAGAUUCUGUUACAGAUAAUGAAGAGGAGUCCACAAAAAAUGGCAACAAGAACGGCUGUGGGUCAAGCAAACAUCUCCUGAACAGCAGUCACCACUAGCUCCCUCCUGCCUUACCUCCUGCAGGGAUUUCUGCUCUGUUUUUAACCCAACCUACAGGAUAGAAUUUAAGUCAAAAGGCUUAUGAGAGACUGUGAUUGAUUUAUUGUUGGCUACUGGACCUGGAAAAAAGCCCAGUUUAGAGGGGAGGGAAAAGCUGCAUAACUUGACAAAAUGUGUUAAUGACCCACUUUCUGAAUCGUUGCUAAGUGUUUGGAAAGGUGUGUUUGGACACACUGACUGUUCCACUCUGACAGUGCUCAACAAGGUCAAAGCUCAAGGGCAUCAGAUCUUUUAGCGUCCUAUUGAUUCUAACGUUGGUUUUCAUUCCGAUACAAGGUAGGUUUCACCAGGCAGUUUAAUUCACAGAUGUCUCGUGGUAGGUAGGUAGGUAGGUGGUGUGAACUCCAUUAGGAACCAAAAUUACUCAAUGUGGGAAAAACUUGACGAUGGUGUGCAGUGACUGGCAUUUUAGUCUUUACUUGUCAGUUUAAACCCUCACCAAAAUGGCUAUUUUUUGUGGGUUAGAUCUCAUUUCCUGGAGGCCAGUGAAAGCUAACUCGGAGGAAGUCAAAUUAUUUGCUUGUGAAGAGCCCACUUCACUGCAGAAGUAUAGUCUUUCUCCAAGAUAUGCUGUAUGAUAGCUCAAAUACUGUGUUUUAAGAUUUACCUAUCAAAAAAGUCACUUUUACAAUAGCAAAACUCAGCCCCAGUUCCCCAUUGAGCACCAGGUUUCACAAAUAUCUUUCAUCUCAGUCAUUUUGGCCCAGUGUUAGAAGAGAAGAUGCAGUGGGGAGGGAAGAUAGCGAAUGAAAAUUGGGUCUUCUCACAAGUUCUUUUGCCCUUUUUUUUUGUCUUCAAAACUGCUGAACACCUCCUGCUCCUGACACACCUACAGCCCAGGAGAUUAAAAAUACCUCUCAUCCAUUCCCUUCUCGUGAGCUUGUCUCACGCAGCGGCACUGGAUGACCGGCUGCUCAGGAGCCAGUCUGCUAAAUUCUGGUUUGUGGUUCCCGUGCGUGUUCGCUGCAGGUAGCUGGGCAGCGGGGGAGCGUGGGGCUAGCAAGGAAUGUCACAUCCCCAGGGCUGUGUAGUCAUUUGACGUCAGGGUCUGUAUUUCCAUCUCUGCUCUUCUUGAAAAUUGGGAAUAACAUCAGCUGGAGCCAAACUUGCCUGUGAGUGUGUGACUUAGGCCACAUACCGUUGUUUAUGCUGCAAGAAGUGGAGGAACAGUGGAUGUUUUAUCAGCUCCUCUUACCAAAAGUGCCUCUACCCUACGUUUGCAUUGUUGUUCUAACAGCAGUACAGACUGCAGCAGCGUUUUCAGUCCUGGGGCUUUCCGAGGAGAGCCCAGGCCUUCUAAACAGGGUGGUACCAGUCUCAUUUCAUUUAGCAUUACCAUGCAUUUAGCUCGAAAGGUCAUAAAUGAUUUGUGUCAUAAGUUUUAGAGGUGAGAGGCUCUCCACGUGGUUCUACAGUAGCUGAGAUCAUCUGGUGAACUAAAUCCAGUAGCUCGAUAGAGACCGGGGGACUGCUGCUAAAACAGCCUCGGUGCAGAGCCUUUGGUCGGGAAAGGCUCUUUUCCCCUUAAGGCUGCUCCAGCAGGAACUCGGCGACACACGGGAAGCACUAUAUGGCUGACUUGUUUUCUCAAGAUUUUCUUGGCAAAGGGGGAUAUAAUUCAGUGGAAGAAUAGGAAAUGUUUGGGAUCUCAGAUAUGAAGAGUGAAGUGUUUUCUGUGCAGUUACAAGAAACCGUAGGAGUACUUUGUUACCCAGGCUGGUAGCGUGAAAAUACCUACAUACGGUCUGUUGAACUAGGAUGUGCUUAAUUUUUAUCUAUAUUUUGGACCUUGUAAUAUCCUGAAUGGUUGCAUUUUACUACAAGGAGAAUUACACCGAGAAAGGAGUACAGCCUACAGCUUCUGAGCGGGAUGGGAAGCGUACAGUGGUGGGACUGGACUCCUGAAGUAGUGCUGCCGGGGCUGAGUGGGCAGAAUUCCCUCAGUAGUUGCUGUAGGGCAGCGUGCGUCCUUACAUCGCUGUGGAGAAUACCUUAAAUACUGCAGCGUGGGUUUAUUGGAAGUGUAAGUACUUAUUACAUCACCUAAAGCAACUGGUGAGCUUGGCAGGGUCAUGGUUGCUUAUCGGGGCCUGUUUAUUGCCUACAUGAAAAGAACUGGCUUUUCCUAACAAAAUGUAGAAACCCGACGUCUUGGAGGCUUUACACUCCCUUUGAGAGCAGUGGAGACAAGGAUGCUUCCUACAAGACAUAACGGGGGUUUGGGAGAUGGCCAGGGUAUUGUCGUUUGGUUUUGGUGCCAGAAAGCUUUCCUGCUAUGACUAGGAGAGGAAUUCAGCAAAGGAAACAAAGAGCGAUGUUGUCACAGGAGCGAGCCUCUGAACAACUACUGAGUUUUAAACUGGAAUUUAUAGUCUCGUUGAGGCCAAAUCCUGCCCUUCCUGCUCGGACAAGUCUCCCACUGAAGCCAAUUAACUCGAUUGGAGCUUUGCCUAGGAAAAAUGUUGGAGCGCAGUAUCCAACCUGAUUACAAGACCUGUUGUUUUAAAUCGAUGUGAAACGAGGGUCUUAAAGGAAGAGUAAAAGACAGACAAAUACAUUCAAACGUAAAAAGUUGAGGCAAAUUUUGGGCGAGUACAGAAGAAUAUAGAAGAAAAUAAUGUCCUGAAGGUGAAGAUUAAGUCUAAGCACAGUAAACAACCGAACCAGUAGGUCACAGUGCAGUGAGGGGGGGGAAGGAAAGCAGGCCGUGGGAGGCCCUUCCGGGGUGUUGCUGUCACGGCCAACCAGAGCGAUGAGACCUAAAAAUUCUGAAUGUAAACCACGAGGCACUGGAGAUAGACACCCAAAGCACAGAAAGAAGCGGGAACAGAUUGUCACAGUGGGACUGAACACGUGUCCUGCGUUAACAUCAGAUUUGUCAUUCCUGAAGUUACAUGUGUUUCAUCGUCCACUUCUUACUGAUGGAAACUGGGAAACAAGAAGCCGAGGUCAUGGGGAACACGAUUCAUGUGUGUUAAUGAUAAAUUAACUAAAGAAAUUAAUGUCAUGGUGCUUCAAGAUUUUGAGUCUAUUUGGUAAGGGCACUUUUUUUUAAUGUUAUUGUGAAAAGAGUCUCAGAAUGCCAGGGCAGAACAAUUGUAGGCCAUGUAUACGAGCCCAGCUGACGGACUCUGAUGCAUUAUUUUCACCAUUUCACAAAAUGGGUCCUGGUUUCAUGCUUGGACACUGUGCAUCUGGUUUUGCUAUGUCACUUUGAUCAUGGCAAAUUAUUUAUGACAGAAUUGCAGAAUGAAAAUGAAAUCUUAGUCCAUUAGAAUCAACGGAAACUCUUCUGUUCCAUUUAAUUUCUCUGGAUUUUGUUCAGGUCCUCCUGUCCGUGUAUCCUCUGCUGCCUCUGUACUUGGUUACCACAUAGAUUUACCCCUCUACUCUGGAUUUGAUUUACAGAUCUCCUCUACUCCACAGAACUCAUUUUGCCAAUUUGUAUCAUUCAGUAUAAUUACCUUUUUUUGUUCUUAAUGCCACUGGAUUUGUCUGGUCAGUUAU
Messenger RNA from Chroicocephalus ridibundus (black-headed gull), 5570 nucleotides. RefSeq names its product ceramide synthase 3 (gene CERS3). Gene Ontology annotation, cellular component: membrane. Gene Ontology annotation, molecular function: sphingosine N-acyltransferase activity; DNA binding. The transcript has 10 exons. Gene Ontology annotation, biological process: ceramide biosynthetic process. The coding region runs from base 857 to 2002 and encodes 381 amino acids. The record is from RefSeq and is a predicted model, not a curated record. Lineage: Eukaryota; Metazoa; Chordata; Aves; Charadriiformes; Laridae.